Messenger RNA from Plasmodium coatneyi, 3933 nucleotides. RefSeq lists its product as uncharacterized. Gene Ontology annotation, biological process: intra-Golgi vesicle-mediated transport; endoplasmic reticulum to Golgi vesicle-mediated transport; intracellular protein transport. Lineage: Eukaryota; Apicomplexa; Aconoidasida; Haemosporida; Plasmodiidae. The transcript has 3 exons. Bases 1 to 3933 code for a protein of 1310 amino acids. Gene Ontology annotation, molecular function: structural molecule activity. Gene Ontology annotation, cellular component: COPI vesicle coat; cytoplasm. The record is from RefSeq and is a predicted model, not a curated record.
AUGGGGAACCCCGAACUGGAGAACAACUGCACGCUGUACAUUUGUACAGACAACUGCGAAACGCCAUCUAUUAGUGAAAUCCAAAAAAAGUUAGAGAGCCAAAAUGUGGAAAAAAAAAUAGAAGGCAUGGAACACCUCAUAUUUAACAUAAUACAGGGGGAGCCCUAUGGAAAUAUGCUCAUGUGUGUGAUCAGGUUUAUAGUGCCGCACAAGGAUCAUCGGUUGAAAAAGUUAAGUCACAUCUUCUUUGAAGUGGUAGACAAGUGUAAGAGUGAUGGUAGUUUAAAGGAAGAAAUGCUUCUCGUAUGUAAUGCCUUGAGGAAUGAUAUUAUUUCGCCAAAUGAAUACGUGAGGGGGUCCACUUUGAGAUUGCUUAGCAAAAUUAAGAACCUUAAAAUAAUUGAACCGUUAGUAGAAGCCAUUACAAAAAACCUGAACCAUCGACACAGCUAUGUGAGGAAGAAUGCGAUCAGUUGUAUUCAUACGAUUAUAAAGGAGCAUGGAACGGAUGUAAUCCCCAACUCGGUUAAAGAGGUCGAGAAAAUAUUAUUCUUAGAAAAUGAUAUAUCGACCAAACGUAGUGCACUAUCUAUGUUAAUUGAUGUCGACCCGAUGACUACCCUGAAGUACAUUCUCUCGCUGAACGAUCAGUUGUACGAUACGGCUGAUGUGAUACUGCUGGAGGUAAUACAUCUUUUUAAGAAGCUGUAUAUUCCUCACGUGUUUGACAACUCCUAUUUGUCGAUAAAUGAGGAGGAUGAAGAGGGUGAGGAGGACAAGGGGGUCCGCAGUGGUGUUGGCGCUAUGAGCCGUGUGGCCUCCAUGACCGGGUCUUCUCUUCCCCGAGGAGGAGAUGAAGCAGAGGAACCAAAUGGGUACCAAUCCGAUGGGGAAAUCGACCUCUUCCAAUAUCUACUCUCCGGAGAUGAGAUUCCCCAUCCACAGGGAGACGGACCCAUGGUGAAGAAAACCAAGCACAUUACUUCAGUGGAUCAAAAGUUUGGAAGUCACUUACUUAGCGUGAGUAACCCCCUCGUAGCGACCAACCACCCGAAUGAAACGAACGGAGGAAUGCUGAACGUGCUAAGUGAAGAAAUACAAUUUAGGAAGAACAGGCUAAACGAAAGUGACUACAAUCAGUACAAAAACAACGUCAUUAAGAUCCUCCUGAAUAUGAUGAACAAGAACGUUAGCAACAGUGUGUUGUACGAGGGUGCCUGUUGUUUGCUUUAUAUGAGUACCUCCGAGGUUAGCAUAAAAACGGCCAGUGAGUGUUUUAUUAAGCUAUUGAUUAACCAGCACGAUAACAACAUUAAGCUGAUUGUAAUAGAUAGACUAUACUAUAUCAUGUGUAAGUGGAAGAAGGUGCUGGAAAACUACGUCAUGGAUUUACUGAGGGCAUUGAACUUCCCCUCUAGGGACAUAAGGGUAAAAAUAUUAAACCUGGUACUUCACAUACUCAGCAGUAGGAAUGUGCACUUAGUGUUGGGCGUACUGAAGAAGGAGCUUCUUAAGCUUAACAGUGCGAUGAUGUAUAGUAAGAGCGUUUUUACCAGUGGGGGUGGAAACAACAACGCGGUGGUAGGUUCCUCCAGUGGAGGUGCAAACGGUGGUGGAGGCGCCACGGCAAGUGCAAUCCCCAACAGUGGUAUAAGCAACGCAGGAGAGAGCACCCCCAUCGGUAAUAACCUCUCGACGAAUUACCAAGAGGUAAUUAGCUACAAGAAGAUACUGCUCAAGUCGAUACAACACAUAUGUAACCUCUUCUCGAACGAGUGCCUAAGCAUGGUGGAUUUGCUACUAACCUACGUGAAUGAUGAAGAGAAGGAAAUAAAUUACGAAGCGGCGGUAUGCAUUAGGAAGCUAGCGAAUAAUCCCUCCCUGCAGAGUACCAUUUUGCAAAAAAUAGGGGAGGCUAUAUUUGACGUGAAGAAGCCACACAUCCUGAGGAUCUUCUUUUGGGUCCUGGGACAGUACAUGCAGGGGGAGGAAGUUAUUCUGCAAUUUCUGAACAAAUUAUAUGAACAGCUGCUUCCCCUCCUUGGUAGUAACUUAGAGGCCGAUAUUAUUAGCAGGUUACAGAGUGAGAAGUUUAAAAAGAACAAAAUGGCAAUAAAUUUUAACGCCACUUCUUCGUCUGUCUCGCCGAAUAUACAAGCCAAAACGGUCGUAUUGGAGGAUGGGACGUACGCCACGGAGGCAGUGUGGAAAAGUCAGACUGCAUCUACAGGUGAGGACACCCCCGGUGAGUUGAACUCCUUCGCGUAUAAUUUACUUUCCGAGAAUGACGAUUUGCUGUUGUCCGUUUUGUGUGUGUGUGUUACCAAGUUGUAUUUAAAAUUGGUGGCCACGGUGGGAGGGGAGGCCUUCCACUUUUUGGGUUCCCAAUUUGUGAAGCAUCACGUGGGGGGUGACUCACACAAGGGAAGCGCCACAAACGGUGAAGCAAGUACCGGCAUAAACGCAUUUAGGAACAAGGGAAUUUACAUCCUGGCCAGCAUGGUUAAGUAUUUAACGCAGAAGAACGCGAACAAGAGCUCCCUCGAUGUGCACUACAACGACAGCAACGUGGUGAGGGUCAGUCACUGCCUCAAAAUAUUUCUCAACAUAACGUGCAAUAUGAGCACCGUGGAUGACUCCACGAAGAAGCUCAUCCUGACCUUCCUCAGUGGGAAUGAGUACUACCAGAAGUUCCUUCACAAGGAGGAGGAAAAGUACAGCAGCAUUUACAGCUCCAGUUGUCGGCAGGUAGGCGCAGGAGGAGGUGUUUUUCCCCACGGGCAGGACACCAAGGGUGGAAAUAACCCCGGAGAAGAAUCCAUCGAUACGCCCAAAGGAGUGACCGCCCUGUCUGCUCCAACCCAACCGAGUGAAAACAAGCAAAGCGUAGAUGACGAAAUAUACUUCCGCAUCCUGAAGGAGAAAAAAAAUGUGUUGAAUAUCCUGGACGAAAGGUCUGUGCAAAUGGACGAAAGAGCUGUUCUAAUGGAUGAAAAAUUGGACAAACUAAAGUUGAAGUAUACCCUUAGCAAUGACAUUCUUUUUGAGGAAAACGAGUUUAAGUUCCCCUCCUUUAAGCAUAACUAUUCUUCCCUUUUCAUGGCCAAGCUGUACAACUCACAAAGGCUAACAGGAAUAGACGAUGAUCUCUUCAUUGAAGCCGUCCCGAUAGUUUCAAAUAUUAACCUCAUUGUAGAGUUCUACGUUUACAACCAGUCGGGUGCCUAUUUACAGAACAUAUUUAUUAGCCUAUCGACUCAUGGGAACUUGAAGCCAAUAGAUAAGAUCCCCGAGUUUAACUUGGGUCCAAAUGAGAAGAGGAAGUUUAAAAUAACCGUGAAGGUACACACGACUGAGACGGGAAUCAUCUUCGGUUAUGUGUUCUAUGAGCGGAAGAAUGAAAAUAGGAAGAAUUACAUAGUGCUUAGCGAGCUGAAUAUUAACAUGACGGAUUACAUUAAUGCGUCGUUCAUUUCGUCGCACCUGUUCCGCAUUAUGUGGUCCGAGUUCGAGUGGGAGAAUAAGAUCAACAUUAACACAUCCAUCAGAGAUGCCUUCGAACUUCUGAAGCUGAUCAUCAAACAGACCAACAUGACCAUCGUGGAAAAGUUCAUGCCGCUGGAGUACUAUGAAAAGGAAGCCAAGAACAGACCGGAACAGGCCAAUAUUUCCCCCAUCGAUAUUUACAUUUCUUACAUUUCUAGUUUGGAGGAUUUAAAGUGCCUUGUGAACAAUUCCGCCUUCUUUGCGGUGAACCUGUUCUCUCGUAGCAUUUUCGGGGAAGACUCCCUGGCGAAUCUGUCUGUGCAGAAGAACCCCGACGGCCGCCUCUCGGGCAGCAUCCGCGUGCGCAGCCGCACUCAGGGAAUCGCCCUCAGCCUGGGAGACAAAAUCACGCUGGUCCAAACGGGCCUCAGUAUGGAGACGCACUGA